GUGAAGUUGAAGUUUGGAAAGAGUAGGAUGCAUACUUAGUGGGGAUGCGUUGUAAGUUGUAGUGUGUUUAUUGAUAAUGUCAACCUUGUUGGCAGUGGGGAUCCAAAAAUAUAUAAUGGGUUCCGGGUUUAACGUAACCGUCCAGUAACACGACGCAUUUUCCUGCUUAGUGGAGUAGUUGAUCUUUAUUUUAUGCCAUUGUGAAAUAAAUCAUGAAAUCAUUUCCUCAAAAAAAAAAAAAAAAGAAUGAAGCUGAAGAAAUUUUACCAAUUGAAUUCAAUAUGUCAUUCUUACCUAAGAACUUGUAGUCCAUAGAAAUGGCAGUACUUUCUACUCCGAAAAUAUGUAAUUCAUUAGAUGAUGACGUCUAAUGACGUCGAAUAAGCAAGGAAAAAAAUAUAAAAAGGCUAGUAUAAGUAGUUUAACUUGAGUUGUGCAAUGCGAAUGUUCCAUGACUAGAUAAACUAAAAAGAAGGUAUGAAUGACAAUUUAGUUAGUAAUAAAUUCGGUAAAGAAGAGUAUGUUAUGUAUAAUAGAGUGUGAUUAGUCCAGUCUUUGUUUUUUCUUUUGGGGAGCAAUUGUCUAAUCUUUGUUAUUCAUCUAAUCUUUGUUAUUCAUGAAAUCAGAUGAAAUUGUGGAUAACCACUAAGGAUGUGACAUGUGUCAUAAGACAGUGGCAAAGAUAUUUUAUUCAAUUUUUUAAAUGUUUUUUAAUUAUAAUAAAGCACAAGGGGAAAAAAAGAAAUUAAAAUUAAACUCAAUACAUAUUUUGUGAGAUUCCAUGGAUAUGUUAAAUUGUAAAAUUACGAUAGUAGUAAUAAUUGGGUCUCAACACUUUCCUCUCUGUAACACACAUUUUGGCUCCUUCCAAAUUGAAGUAUUCUCUCAAAAAAUCCAAAAUGGCGGCUUAAUUUUCCCUCCCAUUUCAAAUCUCUCCAUUUAUAAUCUGAAUUGAAUUUAUUCCUCCAAAAAUUUUAUUACUUCCCACAACUUCUUUUCAUAUUUAAGCUUUCCCUCCCAUUCUUCAAAAUCCCCAAAUUCAAAACCCUAGAAACUUCUAUUUCUUCUCUUUCUUCGACGAGUCAGCCCUUACAAUUCACUUUUUUCACCACUCAAUGGAAACCCUUUGCUCAGAAACCCUAGAAACCGGGUCUGAACCGGUUGAUUUGGUAAGUUCCGACGAAACCCUAGAUGGGUCUUCUCAAAUUUCUGCUGAAAAUUCCCCCAAUUCGAACAAAUCGGAAGAAGAUAAACUAUGUAUGGAUGCUUCACCCGUUCGUAGUACAUACACUUCUGCAUAUUUUUGCAGCCGCUGGAGUCAAUUCAGUAACUUCAAGCCUCUAAACUCACAGCCGACGACUACUGCAGAACCUCAUGAUGAGCCGUCGCUUUUCGAUUGGACGGAUUCAGAGAAUAAACUUGAAAAGAAGGAACGGAAACCAGCUGCGUUGUCGUGGAAUUCGUAUAUCGAUGAUGAGGAAGAAGCUAAGUUUACACUGGGUGCAGGGCUUGCUAAUUUAGGCAAUACGUGCUUUCUAAAUGCUGUUUUGCAAUCGUUCAUGCAUACAGUACCGUUGAUUCAGGGGCUUAAGUCGAAUGAUCAUGCCACACCUUGUGAUGGUUAUCUGCGGAAGGGAUUUUGUGUAAUAUGUGCUCUGAGAAAGCUUAUUGAUGCUUCAUUGUUUUCUGAGACUGGUGUAGUCUCUCCCUGGAAAUUUGUUAACAACUUGAACUAUUUUUCUUCCACUUUCCAUCGGUUCCAACAGGAAGAUGCUCACGAAUUUUUACAGUGUUUUUUGGAUAAACUUGAAAGAUGUUGUGACGAUUCAAGACCAAGGGACUACCCAGCUUUGGAGACUGACAACAUUGUAAAGCAGGUUUUUGGAGGCCGUUUAGUUAGCAAAUUGCAGUGUUGUAAUUGUUGCCAUCGUUCUAAUACUUAUGAGACUCUAAUAGAUCUGAGUUUGGAGAUCGAGGAUGUGGACAGCCUAGACACAGCUCUAGAGUCUUUCACGAAGGUUGAGAAAAUUGAGGAUCCAGAAAUAAAGUUUACAUGUGAAAAAUGUCAGGAGCAAGUCUCCAUUGAGAAGCAGCUUGUGCUGGACAAGGCCCCAUCUGUUGCUGCCCUUCAUUUAAAGAGAUUCAAAACAGAUGGUUCUCUUGUUGAGAAGAUUGACAAAUAUGUUUCAUUUCCUCUGGAACUGGACUUGCAUACUUAUGCUGAUAACAGCCAAAUUGAUAAUGAAGAAAUGAAGUAUGAUCUUUAUGCAGUUAUAGUGCAUAUAGGAUUUUCAUACUCCUCUGGGCACUAUUACAGCUUCAUUCGUUCAGCGCCAAAUGAAUGGUACAAAUUUGAUGACUCAAAGGUUGUUCGUGUCCGAGAAGAUUAUGUGCUGUCACAGGAAGCAUAUGUUCUGUUUUAUGCAAAGAGGGGCACUCCUUGGUUUUCAGAUUUUAUUGAAGGGCAAAAGCCCUUUAUAGAUCCGUCCAUGCUGAAUACUUCUCCUAAGUCGGUUUUAGAGAAUACAGAUGCUGUCCGCAUAACUUCUCCACUGCUGCCGGGUGCCCAGACUUCCCGUGGCAAAGAACCCAAUGAUACUGCAAAUGAGUCAUCUCCCAAUUCUCUCAACAAGGUUCAAGAUAGUGAAGAAAAGGAAAAUGCGUACAUGAUGUCUGCUCCUAGACCACCACUAGUUGCAAGUAAUAGUCUGGAUUCCAAGUCACGUGAAAUGGAUAAAGAUAGUGUGUCUUCACCUUCACUACUCAAAGAUGGGUCUACACUGGUUUCUGGGGUUUCAGUACUCAAAGAAAACCGCAAUAUUCUGGACCCUGGUUCAACCAAUAGAACUUUAUACAUCACACCCGAAACACCACCUAGAUCUCCAAGCCCAGAGAUAUAUAGAGAAGAUCCCCCAGAUAAUGAUUUCCAUAUUCCUCGUGGCCAUCUGAGAAUGCCAGGCCAGAUUUCUUGCAAAAAACAACUGCAGAAUGAUCUAGAGCAGGACAUGGAGAGAAAGCAGGCGUGUUCUCUGAUAAAGAAAAGCAUGCGUGGAUCUAGAGCCCAGCAAUUUCUAGCUGCAGUCGAGGUUUCGCACAGUGAAGGUUCUGCUAACAAGAGGAGGAGGAGAAUGGAAGUAUCUCCAAUUAGAGAUGGCAGUAAUUCUACCAGUCGCCGGAGGUCUAGCUUUGGCUCUGUGAUGCGUCCUGUAAUGGCUAGCAGCAUGAGAUAAGGUGGGGAAAUACUAGUAAUUUGUAACUGGGUACUAUGAACUAACGGAAUAGGGUCCUGAUACCAAGUUCUCGGCAAUCUUUCAAGUUUUAUCCUCCACCACAAACAUGGCUCUGGGUGAUUUUAUAGACAUUAGCUGUUCUUUUGUUCAUUUUUCAGAGUUCAUUGUAUAGUGCAGAGUGAGAAUUUUAUCUUAUAUUCUCAUAGUUGAGAAAUAUAAUUACUCGCAUAUUACCCAAGGGACGAGCUUUUGUAGUAUGAAUUUUUUAUUAUCUGUACUGAACUUUAGUACAUAGUAAAUGUCAAUGCUUUUAUUCAUCUAUAAUUUUCUUUAUGCA
This is a messenger RNA of Capsicum annuum, 3567 nucleotides long. RefSeq names its product ubiquitin carboxyl-terminal hydrolase 20. The record is from RefSeq and is a predicted model, not a curated record. Gene Ontology annotation, biological process: protein deubiquitination. The transcript has 8 exons. Gene Ontology annotation, cellular component: cytosol; nucleus. Bases 1116 to 3230 code for a protein of 704 amino acids. Lineage: Eukaryota; Viridiplantae; Streptophyta; Magnoliopsida; Solanales; Solanaceae. Gene Ontology annotation, molecular function: cysteine-type deubiquitinase activity; cysteine-type endopeptidase activity.